UUGGCGCGAGGGUGCAGUGUUCAAGGAAAAAAACAACGGAAUCGGGCGGCGAUAAAGCACGAAAAAAAAGAGCUAUACCCGAAGAAAAGCUAACCCUGUCAUGGAUCUGGGCGACUCCAAGGUGCGGGCAGUGCGUGUGCUUGGCCAGGGCACCUUUGGCCGGGUGUUCCUCUGUCAGCAGCGCGACGCCGAUGGCGAAACGCGGAAGGUCUGCGUCAAGCGGAUCAUUGUACGGAACCCGAAAACCGAGCUGCGUCCCAUCAUGGAGGAGGUGUACAUCAUAUCGCAGCUCCGUCAUCCGCACAUUGUCCAAUUCCUGCGCUCCUUCAACCACGCCGGCACAGUUAACAUCGUGAUGGAGUACGUGCCCAAUGGCACCUUGCGGGACGUGAUCGAGCGCCUGCCGAGGGGAGGAUCAACGGGCGGUGUGCCUCAGAGGCGUCUGUUGCGCUUCUUCUGCGACAUGGUCGUGGGCCUGGAGUACCUUCACAUCCGUUGCGUCAUCCAUCGGGACAUAAAGCCGGAGAAUAUGCUGCUGGAUGCCAACGAUCGGGUCAAGAUUGCAGAUUUUGGCAUCUCUAAUGUCCAUGCGCCCAGCACACAGCUACAGGUGGGAAUGGGCACACCGCUUUAUAUGUCACCCGAGGCUAUGGCCAGCCAGGGCAAGGUGGACUUUAAAUCGGAUAUAUGGUCACUGGGCCUGGUCCUUUACGAACUGUGCCUGGGCAGGAGCCCGUUUACCGCACUUCUGGAGAAGGGAGACGCUGCCACCGCAACUCCUGCCCAGCUUCAGGCAGUUAUCCAGGCUCUGGUCCGUCCCAAACUCGACUGUCAACUCAUCCGGAGGCUAUACAAACCCGUGUGGGCACGCAUCUGCGAGCUGAUGAUCGUCUACGAGCAGAAACGUCGCAUCUGCCUUCCAGAUCUCUACCAUGUGGAUGCCGGGAUCACAGCGGCGCUGUACAGGCAGUAUUUCGACUAUAGAUACUAGGAGGAGUGCUAUAAGCUAUAUUAGGAUUAAGUAAUAAACUAUAAGACUGUGUGGACUGCAAAACCCC
This is a messenger RNA of Drosophila serrata, 1058 nucleotides long. It is a transcript of the gene png, whose product is annotated as pan gu. Gene Ontology annotation, molecular function: ATP binding; protein serine/threonine kinase activity. Gene Ontology annotation, biological process: protein phosphorylation. Lineage: Eukaryota; Metazoa; Arthropoda; Insecta; Diptera; Drosophilidae. The record is from RefSeq and is a predicted model, not a curated record.